Schistocerca cancellata (South American locust) is the source of this 2163-nucleotide messenger RNA. RefSeq names its product putative Ras-related protein Rab-33. Gene Ontology annotation, molecular function: GTP binding; GTPase activity. Gene Ontology annotation, biological process: Rab protein signal transduction. Gene Ontology annotation, cellular component: Golgi apparatus; endosome. The record is from RefSeq and is a predicted model, not a curated record. Lineage: Eukaryota; Metazoa; Arthropoda; Insecta; Orthoptera; Acrididae. The coding region runs from base 157 to 888 and encodes 243 amino acids. The transcript has 4 exons.
UUAUUUUUGUCACUUUGUUAUGGGAUCAGCUGAUAUGUUGUUUGCGGUGUUGACGAAGUGUUUGUGUGGCAUAACAAAUACGCAACACGGAAUGUGAUAAACCGCAGACGUAUCGAAACGUACUGGGAUACAAGUGAAUUGUGCUAGUUUUGCAUUAUGGCUGAGCCCGAUACAGCUAUUAGAGACAUUACUUCGAAAGAAAUAGUGAAAUCUAGAACUGGGCAUGGCGCGCAGAAAAGAACAUUUAAAAUUAUCGUAGUUGGAGACACAAACGUCGGUAAAACAUGCUUAACGUAUAGAUUCUGCGAAGGGAAGUUUCUGUGUAAGUCGGAGGCGACAAUAGGCGUUGAUUUUAGAGAAAGGACAGUGGACGUCAACGGAGAGGAGAUUAAAUUGCAGCUGUGGGACACAGCUGGACAAGAGCGCUUUCGUAAAUCUAUGGUUCAACAUUAUUAUCGAAAUGUUCAUGCUGUUGUUCUGGUGUAUGAUGUGACAAAAUUAGCAUCUUUUCAGUCAUUACCACACUGGAUUGAAGAAUGCAAUCGACAUAAUCUCACCAGUGACAUUCCUCGCAUUUUAGUGGGAAAUAAGUGUGACUGUAAAGAAGAACAAGUGGUAAAAACAAACACUGCACAGAAGUUUGCAGAUCAUCACAACAUGCCGCUCUUUGAAACUUCUGCCAGAGAUGAAAGUGAAUGUGAUAAUGUUGAAGCCAUAUUUCUAACUUUGGCACAUAAACUAAAAAAUCAUAAGCCAAUGAUGCCACCAAAUAAUGCACAAAACAAUGUGUCUCCUGAAGCAUUGCACCGAGCAGAUGUUAUCUCCAUCACACGAGAAUCAACACACACAUAUUCAUCUGCAAGUAGUGAUAGCUCUUGUUGGUGUUAAUCGUGCUCUGAAAUGGAUAGUUGUCGGAGAUGUUAUGCCUAAGAAAUUUGACAAAUCCUUGGAGAGAUUGUAUUUGAAUUGAAAGUUGAAUUGAAAUUUCUCUGUGCCAAGGUCUCUUCAUUGACUAUCAAUAAUAUACUGAGUUUCCUUUUUGCAAGUAGUGUGUAAUGUUCUGAAACUUGUGAUUCAUUGUUCAAUGAGAUUUUAAUUGUAGGCUAUAAUUAAACAGAAUAUGAAACAGUAAACAGAGAACCAAUUGUGUUCAUUUAUACAUAUUAAAUUUGUAGAAUACAUUUGUAAUUACCAUUAAUAUUAUUUUGUGAUUAUUAUUUCUUUGCAUCAGAAAUAUAUUUUAUGUAAUAGUUAUCCUCAAUUAUGGGUUUUAUAGUUUAUAUAUUAAUAUAUUGUAAUGAACUUUCUUGUGUAUUGAUAAAGUGUGAGUAAUGUACAGGUUGAAUUUUUGUAAUAACGCUGCCAUUUCUUAAGGGUUCUAAGUGAUCUAAUGUAUAGAUUUCAGAGUAGAUCUACAUUCGGUCUCUGAUGGUGAGGCUGUAUUAAGAAAUACUCUGUUGAGGAUGACUACGUAAAGCAUGAUUUAUUAAUUAAGUAUUUAAUUCUCAACUGUGAUAUUCAAAGACUGUCACGCAUUGUGAACUAAAUGUAUGAAAAAGUAAACGUAAAAUGAAAAGCAAUGAUUGACAAUGUGUAAACAGUUUUAAUAAGUGAAAAUGGCAAAAUUUACUGAUGCUCAUUGUUGCUUUUUUGGUGGAAAUAUUUACAUAUGCAAAACAGUGUGUUAAAAGCUACAUUCAGUUUAGAAUAAUGUCCAUAAUUUUAUAUUAUCUGCUUGAUGGGUGAAAAAAAUCCUGCAUUCAAAAUAUCAGCCAAUUUCUUCAAACAUCAGUAGUGAUAAAUUCAGGAAAUUCAUUGUUCAUUGUAAAUGAAUAUAUGCGCAGUUUACAAAGCACUGUAUAGUACAGUAUAACUGUGGGUUUGUAAUUUGUGACAACAAUUGUUCAAUUGAAAAAUUAUUUGUGAAACAUAUGAAUUCAUUCUUUUGGUUGAAAAGAGGGCUGUCAUUUCACAUUUCUGCUGUAAAUUAUUAGUCUGAAACAUUAUGUUAUUGUGUGAAAUGAAACAUCAAACAUGAGAAACAAAUCAUGUAACAUUCUGUUGUUCGAUAUUAAACCAAAUUAACACUUGCAUUAUCUAUAUCUAAGUACAGAAUAUAUUCUGCAAAUCACUGCACAGUGCAGGAAUAGAUUGCUUUUUUUU